AUGAGACGAGCAAGUAUACGAGAUCAGGGUUCUUCUCUGGAAGGCCCAGAAUGUAAGAAUACGACGUUAAAGAAGAACGAUAGUGGGGCAGUAGAAGAUAAUGUGAUAUUUCGGUCAGUGACUCGAGAGUUGGCAGAUUCCGGAGAUGAUGUCGAUGCUACGCAGUUUGACUCUGAUAUGGAGUCAUCGCCAGGAUAUUCGAAACAAGAUGCAGAAGUGGAGAAGGAGGUUCCUUAUUCUUUGCUUACUUAUAGACAGAAGUGGAUCAUGGUUGCACUUUUAACAUCGGCCGGGUUUUGGUCAUCGUUGGGUUCGCCUAUUUAUUAUCCAGCUUUGAAGGAAUUAGAGAAGCAGUUUAAUGUUGAUGAGGAGCUCAUCAAUGUGACGGUUGUUGUGUACCUAUUAUUCCAAGGUAUUGCGCCUACGGUGAGUGGUGGUUUGGCUGAUGUGUACGGUAGAAGGCCGAUCAUUCUCAUGGGGAUGUUGGUGUAUGUUGUGGGGUCUAUUGCAUUGGCAUGUGCGCAGUCGUACGGGGUUAUCGUGUUUCUUAGAUGCCUGCAGAGUGCCGGUAUUUCCCCUAUCAUUGCAAUCAAUGCCGGUGUGGCAGGAGAUUUCACAGUAAAAGCAGAACGUGGUACGUUUGUUGGUGCAGUUUCGGGAUUUACAUUAAUGGGUCAGGCAUUUGGCUCCCUAAUCGGUGCAGCCCUUACAGCCGCCUAUGAUUGGAGAGCUAUCUUCUGGUUUCUCUCCAUUGGAUGUGGCUCAUGUAUGAUAAUACUUUGCUUUUUGUUGGUGGAAACAAAACGUACCAUCGUUGGGAAUCUUUCAAUCAAACCUAAGAGGUUUAUUAACAAAGCACCUGUUAUUUAUUUGCCUAUGUUUCAAAAACAAUUCAAAUUUGAUAAUCCGGAUUACGAGUCCCUUGACACCUCUAUAGUGAAGCUAGAUCUCACAGCAGCAUUGAGAAUUGUCGCUCUUCCAGAGAUUACGUUAUCGCUUCUUCCAGCGGCUUUUCAGUUCGCCCUUUGGACUUUGUCCCUUGCUUCCUUAUCUUCUGAACUAGCAAAAGCACCUUAUAAUUACAAGCUAACCAUUAUUGGUAUUUGUUACCUUCCUUCCGGUAUUGGAGGGUUAUUAGGAUCAUUCUGUACCGGAAAGAUUAUUGAUGUAUUUUACAGGUAUGAUCAUGGGAAAUUCAUGCAAAAGAUGAAAAAUGGUUUAAUCGAUGAAAAUACUAGAUACAACAUUUUCAAAGCAAGAUUAGUUUCUGGUAUGCCUCAAAACUUCAUUGCUGUUGUAAGCUUUACAAUUAUGGGAUGGGCUUAUCAAGAACGGUGGAAUGUUGCAGUGAUUUUAGUAACGUCAUUCUUUGGGUCAUUCUGUGCCAUGAGUACCUUAUCCACUUCUAGUACAUUGCUAGUCGAUCUUUAUCCAAGUAAAUCAUCUACAGCAACCAGUUGCUAUAAUUUCAUCCGUUGUGUUCUUGGUGCUAUUUUUAUGGCCUGCUACGCUAAGAUGAAAAAGUCUAUGACUAUUGGUGGGACUUUCACAUUUAUAAGUGGGUUGGUUCUAAUUGGGAACUUCAUAGUAUUUAUCCCCAUGAAGUAUGGAAUGAAAUGGAGGUACGAAAGAGGAAUGAAGGGUUGA
Molecule: messenger RNA, 1647 nt
Organism: Kluyveromyces marxianus DMKU3-1042
Lineage: Eukaryota; Fungi; Ascomycota; Saccharomycetes; Saccharomycetales; Saccharomycetaceae
Gene: AQR1
Product: Aqr1p
Exons: 1
Coding region: 1-1647 (548 amino acids)
Biological process (GO): transmembrane transport
Cellular component (GO): membrane
Molecular function (GO): transmembrane transporter activity
Source: RefSeq, a predicted model, not a curated record